This is a messenger RNA of Camellia sinensis, 1714 nucleotides long. Its product is annotated as F-box protein At3g07870. NCBI's taxonomy places the organism in Eukaryota, Viridiplantae, Streptophyta, Magnoliopsida, Ericales, Theaceae. The record is from RefSeq and is a predicted model, not a curated record. Gene Ontology annotation, molecular function: protein binding.
AUCUUUCAAAACAUGUACUCUACUGAAAUUCACCCAAAAAAUUCCCUGCAACAAAAUUCAAAAUAUUCAUGAACUUUUUUCUGAAAAAUUGAGAAAAAGAGUGAUUUGAGUUGUAGAUUUUUCAUAUAUAUAUAUAGAGAUGACAAACCUCAUAAAUUGUAAUCUUUCUCAUAAAUUGUAAUCUUGCCCGACUCAUUUCCUUGGUAAAUUAUCACCUCGCCACAUUUUACCCUAAAUCCAAACCCUAGUUCUCGAUUCUCACCUUCCCCUAUCGAUUUCCCGAUUACCGGCGCUUCUUCUCAGAUUACCGAUGACAAUGGAAACAAAAAUUGUUAUCAGGAGGAAGAAGAGAGUCAAUUAUUUUGAUUUUCUUCCCGAUGAUAUCCUUUUCAACAUUCUGGUUCUGAUUCCAACUGAAUUGCUCCGGCUCAAGUUGAAGUAUGUUUGCAAGCGAUGGUUCAAUUUAAUUUCCAACAGGAUCUUGUUUGAUCUCGCCUCUUUAAUCAUCCAAAGGCCAAUCAGGGAAAACAGGCACAUUUAUGAAACUCGUCGUGAAGUGAAUGAAAAAAAACUCAAGUUGUGGACAACAGUGCAAGAUCUUAACAUACCUUGUAGAGGACGGAUUAGGUCAUGGUGUAACGAAUUACUUUUGAUAACAGAUCCACACAAUCUCGGUGCUCUCUACAUCUUCAAUGUAAAUACCCAGGACGGGUCAACUCUCCCUCCAUGUUCAUCAAGCUGCAAAGGACAUUUUGGGUGCAAGUGUGGGAUCGGUCUCGCAUUUGAUAAAAUUAAAGGAUCAUAUAAGGUAGUUCAUGUAUAUGUUGGCCUGCAUUGGAUUGAGUGUGAAAUUCUUGUUUUGGAAUGCAAAUUAUCGUCUUUUAAUUGCUCGAAGUGGGAAAAAAUCAGCGGACCUUCUUAUAUGGGUCAAAGGCGAUAUUAUUGGGAUGACCCUAUUUCAGUUGAAGGGAGGUUUCUUCACUGGGAUGUUCAUUCUGCUGAAUUCAUAGUUUCCAUGGACGUAGCUGAAGAAAGGUUUUUCCAAACUCGUCUUCCAGAGUACAGUAAUUCAUUCAAAAGCAACGAAUACUUUUUGACAGAGAUUGGUGGUCGUCUCUCUCUUCUACUUCCAGUUUCUGGUUCACAAGUUGACAUAUGGAUUUUGAAAACAACAUGGGAGAAGCUUCAAUCUAUAAGAUAUAUUUGCUAUGUCUCGUCAAGUAUACAUUCCGGUAUAGUUCUUCCUGAUCCCAUUGGUAGCUUGAGAAAUGGCAGCAAUAUAAUUUUCAGAAAAACUGGUAGUGACAGUGCUUUGUAUGCUUACAGUUUCCAAUUUAAGCAUAUGAAGCAGCUAGAGAUUGGGAUUCAGGCCAAUGAACGAUGCUUGGUCCAGUCAAUGGCCAAGGAUUUUCUGUAGAUGAAGGUUUGGUUAUGGAGUGUAUUUCGGAUUGAUCCCCUUCACAGUUCUACUGGUUUCUGGAUAUUUAUUAGGUUUAAUCAGAGUUAGGAAAAGUUUUUUUUUUUUUUUUUAAUGUAAUUUUUGGAGGAGAAAAUGUUAGAACAAAAUAGUUUGUUCUGUUGUUAUAAAAAAAAAAUAUAGUUUGUUUUGAUCUGGCUUGUGUCUUGGGAAAGUGGCAUUCUAGUGCUAUAGACUGUUAUGCUAAUGGAUCGUAUUGUACUGAAAUUGCUGAAAAUGAAUUUGUUCAUUCAUUUU